UGACUUAUGAGCUCUAAAUAUCACGUAAAUAUUGAAUUCCAGCAACAAAUACACUGUCGUUACAAUUUUCCAAGGUACACAGAUUAUAAAAGCUCAUCGGCAUGAAGCUGGACGGAGUCAAGUCUAAAGACUCCCACGACUCCACGAGAUAAAGGGUGCAAAUUUAAUAAAAUCACAGAACAGCGCGAACUGACGGCGAAAUUCCCGAGAAAGGGAGCUGACAACUCCUACUAAAGCUUGUUUGCCAUUGAAAAAGCAGAUCAACCCUACGCCACCUGGUUUGACGAUAAAUUCGCGAAAUGAGGAGAGCAUAAUUGUCGCGUAGGUCGUGGAAUAUGAACUACACUGAAUAAACAUUCGCUUACUAACACUGUGGAAACGAAUGACGUUACUUGUCAGUUAAAAAACAAAUGUAAAGAUGUUUAUAUAUACCUGAAGAUUGGCACAAGAGUUCAAAAUGUCAACUUAAAAGAGCUGGUCUUUUUUUAUAUCAUCGCAUUUAAACAAGGAGCUUUUAUCUCAAAGUUAUACCACAUUGGCCCAUCGAGGCAGUAUAUUCCGGAACAACUAGCCACUGAGACGAAGCAUGUUGCCGAAGAAAAGGAAAAUAAUUUACGUUCUGCCUUCUACUCUGUUGUUACUCGUGAUAUUUUGCUCGGCAUCUGAAGAUGCUGAGAUGGACGUGCUACUGACUGUAAUCCGCGAUGAGAAUCUCAAUCUCCCGGACCGCGUCAACAUAUGUCCGACCAGAGAAAGCGUAAUGCCACACUUCGAAGCGAAGACUAUGAACUGCAGCGAGAAAAGAAAGCCCGAGAUGUGUGAAAGGAACGGACAACUCAUCAGUGGUUAUCCGUGUACGUGCAAGAAUAAAAGUCCACUUUAUUCGGCCGGCAAAAGACGUUGUGUCCAUAACGUCUGGCUUCGCAAAGGUUGUGACCUUCGUUUCGGCUCGUGGCGUCACUCGACCGGGUGGGUAUGGGACGAGCUCGACGAUCCGACACCGUUACUGUACCUAGACGACGGUCACGGCAUUGCAGGAGGUUUCAACGUUUCGAAUAGAGAUUUUGAGCUUUGCAGUCUCUUAAAUGUGACUGCGCUGUCAAAAACUGGCAUUUGGUCGAAGAUUGAUUUUCGUUUCGAGGAUUUUCAAUUCUUUGUUUCAAGAGGAUAUUUUCAUAUAAGUUGGAAUACCGUACACUUAGACCCAGAGAGCAGAGACACCAUAACAGGAAGGCUUUUACGAUUCUCUAUUAUGUGUCGACGACCCGAACCCAAAUCACAUGAGGAUAUCAUACGUGAUCCAUUGGAGUCGUGUCUGACUUUUAAAGCAACAGGGAACUAUACUAUUGCCGCUGAUUCACCAAAAAGGAAGAAACCAGAAGAACAAACCAACGACCCUACGAUAGCGAUAAUACUGGGAGUGAUUAUUCCAACUGUGGUCAUAAUUGGCACAGUGAUCAUUGUGGUGUUUCUCAGGCGGCGAGGAUUCGGUACACGUUCCAACAGAAUUAAAUUUCCAUUUCAUUUACGCGCAAGAUAUGCGAAGUGAACAUAUUCACGAGAAAAACCUUACAAUUUUCAUUUUUUAUUCAAUCUUAUCAACCGAAAUAUAUACGAUAUAAAGCCUGGUUCUUAUAUCUCGUAAUGCAUCGGCGAUGUUCUACAAACCACUGUACGUGACCAAUGAAUAGAUAAUUCUUUUCGAUUUUAUUCAUCAAUCACCACCGAAAGUAGAUAUCGCCGAUGAAUGGCGAUAUAUGAGAACCAGGCCUGAAGGUUCACCUUUUGGGCCAUAGUAAUGCAAUGCACAGGGGUUCACUAUUAGAAACUUUCUAGGUAUACACCACAUAAGUAUAUAAUACUGCAAAGCUUUCGGUCCUUUAACCCGGGUCUUCAUCAGUGCAAUUGAUAAUCGAAAGCUUUGCAGUA
Molecule: messenger RNA, 1929 nt
Organism: Dendronephthya gigantea
Lineage: Eukaryota; Metazoa; Cnidaria; Anthozoa; Malacalcyonacea; Nephtheidae
Exons: 5
Coding region: 587-1549 (320 amino acids)
Source: RefSeq, a predicted model, not a curated record